CUUCCGGGUCCAUUUUGACGACAUGUUGGUUACAAACGGCGAGGAACAUGCCACACUGUUGCGUUCCACAGUGCAGGAAUAGAAGUGAAACAAAUCCCCAUUUGUCAUUUUAUCGGUUUCCUGCUAAUCCUGCUACUCGAAGGAAAUGGAUCUUGAUGAUUCAGCGAGAUGACUUUGAUCCAACCCCUAAUACCCGAGUCUGCAGUUGGCAUUUCCCCCAUGGCAAGGAAAAGGGACCGUCUAGAUUUCACUGGACUGAGGAUCUCAAGGAGGGACAAUUCACUCCUCAUGAUGAUACCACUGACGUGAGGAAAACGAGGCAGUCAAGGAAACUUGGCGGCAGUACCAAGCAUUACGUUAAAUCGGACAAUCCUCUGGAGAUUCUGGCUUCUGCUGCCUCAGUCAUGGAGGCAUUGGCGCCACAUCCUGUAGCCAUUGCAACAAAGGAUCUUGGGAAAAGAUACUUCAGAGUCAUUGAUGAUGUGGAACGCUACAAUUUACAUGCUUAUGCUAAAAAGCCGCGUUCAGCAGAUAGUGUACGGGAUGGUAAAGUGGAUAAAACGAUGGAUGGUGGUGUGUCUGAAGACUAUGUGGCUAUGUAACUAACAAGACUUAUUUUUGUACAUAUUUAUAUCUAUUUCUGAGAUGUAUUUGUAUAUUGUUAUUGUGAUAUUAAAGAAAUGUUUGCUAUUUUGUCAUGUACCAGUAAUCUCUUUUUCAGCUUUCUGAACUGAUUAAUUUUGGAAUAAAUAUUUUGGAAAAGUGA
Molecule: messenger RNA, 766 nt
Organism: Haliotis rubra (blacklip abalone)
Lineage: Eukaryota; Metazoa; Mollusca; Gastropoda; Lepetellida; Haliotidae
Exons: 2
Coding region: 48-602 (184 amino acids)
Molecular function (GO): sequence-specific DNA binding
Source: RefSeq, a predicted model, not a curated record